Setaria italica (foxtail millet) is the source of this 1413-nucleotide messenger RNA. Its product is annotated as probable calcium-binding protein CML14. The transcript has a single exon. The coding region runs from base 176 to 1057 and encodes 293 amino acids. Gene Ontology annotation, molecular function: enzyme regulator activity; calcium ion binding. The record is from RefSeq and is a predicted model, not a curated record. NCBI's taxonomy places the organism in Eukaryota, Viridiplantae, Streptophyta, Magnoliopsida, Poales, Poaceae.
ACAAAACUUCAAGCACUUUUUGAUGGGGUGUCCCAAACUUUGUCACAACGCAUUUCAAUGCCAAACGGUGGACGCUCCAGUAGAUCAAUGUCGUGAUUCGUGAACGACCACCCCCCGUUGAACUCCAACGCAUCAUUACCGUGAACGACCAAGGUUUGAAAGUUGAAACCCCCGCAUGACCGCACGGAGGAAACAAUCCAAUCUGAGCUCCCCCACAGCUAUACCGAGACGCAGCAACAGCAAAACAAUAGCAACUGCACAAGCCACGCCACGGCCGCAUCGUCAAAACGGCGCCCCAACGGAAAGCCAAGUCCCCCCGGCCCCCGCGCGUAUCAUAUCUCUGUCGGCACGGGCACGGAACGGCAUGCAGAGCUCCCGCCCCGCCACCGAAGACCGCGUCCGAGAAGGCAGCGCGACCGCAGCAGCGUCCCCCGCCCAGCCCGCGACCAUGUCCACGACGGCCGCCGCCGCCCGCACCAAGCGCUCGGCGUCCAUGCCCCACCCCCCCGCCGGCGGCGGCAAGGCCAGGGACCCCUCCUCGGCCCCGGCGGGCGGCGGGCGCGCGCGGCUCCGCGACGAGCAGCUCCGCCAGCUCCGGGAGCUCUUCCUCCGCUUCGACCUCGACCGCGACGGGAGCCUCACGAUGCUGGAGCUUGCGGCGCUGCUCCGCUCCCUGGGCCUCCGCCCGGCCGCCGGGGACGAGAUCCACGCGCUCAUCGCCGCCAUGGACGCCGACGGCAACGGCACCGUGGAGUUUGACGAGCUGGCGUCCUCCCUCGCGCCGCUGCUCCUGGGACCUUGCCGCCCCGCCGUGGCCGUCGACCAGGCGCAGCUCGCCGAGGCCUUCCGCGCCUUCGACCGCGACGGGAACGGCUUCAUCUCCGCCGCCGAGCUCGCGCGCUCCAUGGCGCGGAUGGGGCACCCCAUCUGCUACGACGAGCUCACCGACAUGAUGCGCGAGGCCGACACCGACGGCGACGGCGUCAUCAGCUUCCAGGAGUUCACCGCCAUCAUGGCCAAGUCCGCCGUCGACUUCCUCGGCCUCGCCGCCUUGUGACUCUCUCUCUCUCUCUCUCUCUCUCUCUCUCUCUCUCUCUCUCUCUCUCUCCCUCUCCACCGGUCGGUCGAUCCCGCCUCCCCCUGUUCGUGCGCCUCGUCCCUCUUCUUCUCCAUUUGUCAAUUGCUGAUGCGUUCACAUUCGAACUGGAUUGAAUUAGUCGUCUGUAUGAUGGUGUAAAUAUGAUGUGAUGUUGCUCGAUCUGGUGCACAUUCGAUUGGAACCUGUGGGUUCAUGAAAAGGGGAAGAAUUAUCUGACCAAAUUCAUCGUGCUUGAUAAGUUUGAUUCCAAGGGUAAUUGCAGUGUUUCGGUAAUUUGAACUUUGAAGGUACACAGAAAUAAACUAUAGAAUUUU